ACAGAGACGCAGACAUGAAGACUCACAAGCUUUUGUUCAUAGCGCUGCUGGGCCUGCUGCUGUGGGCCUCUUGCACGCAGGCCGAGGACAGCACUGACAACCAGGCAGAGUCGCAAGAGGAGACGUCUGAGGAGGCAUCGGAGGAGACAACUGAGGAGGCGGAGGAGGAGGCACCAAAAAAAGAGAAAACAACUGAGAUAGAGGAGGAGAAUAACGUCAUGAUCCUUCACAUCAACAAUUUUGAAAGAGCCCUCAGCGAGAAUCAGUAUUUACUGGUUGAAUUCUAUGCUCCUUGGUGCGGUCACUGUAAACAGCUGGAGCCAAUUUACGCCGAGGCUGCCGAGAAGCUGAAGGAGGAGGAGCCGGAGCUGCGCUUGGCCAAAGUGGACGCCACAGAGGAGAAAGAGCUGGCUGAAGAGUUUGACGUCGGAAGCUUCCCCACUCUGAAACUCUUCAUCAAUGGAGACCGCAAAGAGCCUGUCGAAUACACCGGUAAGAGGACGACGAUAGGGAUAAUCCAGUGGAUGAAGCGUCGCACUGGCCCCGGUGCUGAAGCCCUGGAGUCUGCAGACUCUGCAGCUCAGUUCAUAGACGCCCAUAACAUCACUGUAGUGGGAUUCUUCGAGAGUUUGGAUAGUGAAGCUGCUCAGGUGUUUAAGGAAGUUGCUAUGGAGAUGCCUGACACAGAGUUUGGAGUCACAGCCACUCCAGAGGUUUUCCAGAAGUAUGAGGUGAAAGGCAGCUCCGUGGUGCUCUUCAAAAAGUUUGAUGAUGGCAGAGCAGACUUUGUGUUGUCAGAAGAAGGGAAGCUGGACAAAAACAACACGACCACCUUCAUCAAGCAAAACAGCCUGCAGCUGAUCAUCCGAUUCAGCCAGGAGGUAGCAGACAAAGUCUUCAACUCUGGCAUCAACGUGCACUGCCUUCUGUUCAUGAACUCCACAGUGGAGAGUCAGAUGAGGCUCCUGGAAAAAUUCAAGGCUGUUGCCAAGGAGUUCAAGGGAAAGCUGCUGUUCAUUCUGAUAGACGUGUCAGAGCCCCUGUCACACGUGCUGAGCUACUUUGCCGUGUCCAAGGACGACGCCCCCACGAUGCGCAUCAUUAAUAUGGACACAGGAAAGAAGUACGCCAGUGACUCAGAGGAACUGACCAUAGGCUCACUACGACAGCUGUGCCAAGAGAUUGUGGAUGGUACUGCAAAGCCUUACUAUCGGUCAGAGGAUAUCCCAGAGGACUGGGACAAAGGACCAGUUAAAAUCCUGGUGGGAAAGAACUUUGACUCCAUCGCUCUGGACCCGACCAAAAAUGUGUUUGUGGAGUUUUAUGCUCCAUGGUGUGGACACUGCAAGGAGUUGGCUCCCAUCUGGGAUCAGCUUGGUGAGAAAUAUGCCGACCAUGAUGACAUCAUCAUAGCCAAAAUGGAUGCGACAGCCAAUGAAGUGGAGUCUCUUGACAUUAAGAGUUUCCCAACACUCAAAUACUUCCCAGCUGGUGACAAAGAGGUGAUCGAAUACACUGGACAAAGGGACCUGGAGACAUUUUCUAAAUUCCUGGAUGGUGGAGGAGUUUUACCUAAAGAGGAAAAGGAUGAGGAUGACGACGAUGAUGAUGAUGAUGAUGAUGAUGAGGAUGAGGAGGAUGAGAAGAAGGAAGGCGACAAGGCUGCUGGCGAUAGCAAGGAGCCCGAUGAGUCCACAGAGGAAAAGACCAAUAAAACAUCCAAAGAUGAGCUGUAAUGUCACUUUUUGGCCAAUCAGGAUCAACCUA
Molecule: messenger RNA, 1767 nt
Organism: Pelmatolapia mariae (spotted tilapia)
Lineage: Eukaryota; Metazoa; Chordata; Actinopteri; Cichliformes; Cichlidae
Gene: pdia2
Product: protein disulfide isomerase family A, member 2
Exons: 11
Coding region: 15-1736 (573 amino acids)
Biological process (GO): protein folding; response to endoplasmic reticulum stress
Cellular component (GO): endoplasmic reticulum
Molecular function (GO): protein disulfide isomerase activity
Source: RefSeq, a predicted model, not a curated record